AUGGUGAGAGUUGUGGUGAAUGUUGGAAUAUUUGGGUCGCCGGAGUUGGACUCCAGAGAGAAAGGGAGGAGACAAAUUGUUAGAGCAAUUACUGAGAUACCUCGGCAGGAUGAGAUUGAGAAGGAUUCUGAGAGAGAUUUUAGGGGAAGAUAUGGGGGAAUCAGAGGAGACUGGGGCGUAUGCCGUUUCUCCCUCGUGUUUCCAUGCCUGGAUGAGUUAUGGGCUGAUGGGUGCUGGCAGUGGCAAAGUUUGGGGGUGCAGGCUUAUGGCGUUAGACCUAAAGAUAAGGAAGGCAUGAUUGGUAUGGAAUUCUUGAGGGCAUUAAAGCUGAUUUUCUUUCCAACUGGUUCUCUCUGUGAUGUGGUGCUUUCAGUUUGGAGGACUCUGCUGGUUUCCCUUGUUCCUGCUGGUUUUUCAGGCAACAUCUGUUUCUUUAAUGCUGUUGUGGGGGUUCUCAUGUUGCUUUUCUGCUGCUUGUUGUCUGGAUGCACUGUUCAUGUGAACUGCUUCGCGAUUGCUGCAGAUUGUCUCUUCCAGCUGAUCUCAGUUGGUUUAUUGACUGGAACACAAUGUUGGUAUUUCACGGUUCUGUUCAGCAGCAUUUCUUCUCUGUCCAAGUCCACUGCUCACGUGAGCAGUCCGGUUGCUGCACUGCUGAAUCUUCUUGUUUUCCAGCUGGUUUUCCAAUUGGUUUCUUGCUUGUAUGAGCCACUCAGCUGGCCUCUCUACUGUUUUUUUGGUUUUGCAAUGAAGGAGUGCUGGGGGCUCGGGAUCCCAGCUGCUUUCUCUUAUGGUGUUACUGCUGCCUUUUCUGAUGAAUUUCAGCUGCCUCUGCUCUCACCCUUUGCAGCUGCUUUUCAUGCGUCUGUUCACCUGAUUACAGCUGGAAUUUCAGCUGCUGUUCAACUGGAUUAA
Messenger RNA from Ilex paraguariensis (yerba mate), 915 nucleotides. Lineage: Eukaryota; Viridiplantae; Streptophyta; Magnoliopsida; Aquifoliales; Aquifoliaceae. The record is from the annotation of a GenBank genome assembly.